Molecule: messenger RNA, 5508 nt
Organism: Engraulis encrasicolus (European anchovy)
Lineage: Eukaryota; Metazoa; Chordata; Actinopteri; Clupeiformes; Engraulidae
Gene: angptl2a
Product: angiopoietin-like 2a
Exons: 5
Coding region: 797-2488 (563 amino acids)
Source: RefSeq, a predicted model, not a curated record
AGAGGGCGAGAGAGGGAGGGCUGGACUCCGGCAUGGAGAGUGGCUUGAGGUCCUUGGAGCAGAAGUGAUGAAGUGAGUCUAGUGUGAGUGCCAGUGAGGAGAGAGAGGAGAGAAGGGAACAGAUGUACGCAGGCAGGCAGGGCAGCACCUACCCCAGGCUCCUCAACAACAACAAGAGAGACUCACUCACACACUCACUCACUCACAUAGUCAUACACACACUCACACGCACGUCAGGAGCUCAGGACAUCUGUGUGACUACUAACAACAAGGCCGGCGGAUGGUACUCCACAGCCCGCAGAGUGCUGGCCUCUCUUUGAGGUUAUGAUUUUUCAGCACCCUGUCACAACUUGGACUCUGGUGCGGACAACAAGCUCUCGUGCGUGCGGCGGACUCUCGCUCGGCUCAGCGGCCCCAAACAGCACGUCAAGUGCUCACCGGUGAUGGACGUGCUCUAAUGACUCGCCUGGACGCGUCUGAGUCACAGCGGGGAAAGAGAGACUAAGAGAGAGAGAGAGAAAAGAGAAGGAGAGAGAGAGACAGAGGGAGAGAGAGAGAGAGAGAACGAAAGACAAGAAGGCAGUGGGGGAGAAGUGCGAGUGUCAUGGCUCUCCCUACAAGAGCAUCUCAAUUCAACCUGUCAAAGCCACCACCGAGGAUUUAAGUGCACCAGAGAAGCAAAAGACAGCGCCACAGACAUAAAAGACCUUUUUACAGGACAACUCAACUGAGAGCACAUCCCCCUUACUGGAAAGUGGAAAGCGGAGGGCCACGUCCAGGCUUCUUCGCCCUCGUCAUGAAGUUCCCUUGCCUGGUGCUGCUGGCCGCCUUCCUGGCUCCCAGCGCUGCCGUCCAUGCAGAGGCCCAGGAGAUCGAGAGCCACGAUGACGCCCUGGAGCCUGAGUUCAUGUACGCCGAGCGGCCCAAGCGCUCCGUGUCGGGCACCCCUUUACCUGCCGCCUCGCCCGCCGCGGCCGCCUCCGUGACGGACAAGUGCUCAUACACCUUCAUCGUGCCGCAGCAGAAGGCCACGGGCGCCAUCUGCGUCAACUCCAAGUCGCCCGAGGGCCAGGUGGACACGCGGGUCAACAAGCAGGAGCUGGAGGUGCUGAACGGCGAGCUGCAGAAGCAGCGGCGGCAGAUCGAGUCGCUGCAGACGCUGGUGGAGGUGGACGGCGGCGUGGUCAACGAGGUCAAGCUGCUGCGCAAGGAGAGUCGCAACAUGAACUCGCGCGUCACGCAGCUCUACAUGCAGCUGCUGCACGAGAUCAUACGCAAGCGCGACAACGCGCUGGAGGUGGCGCAACUUGAGAACCGCGUGCUCAACCACACGGCCGAGAUGCAAGGGCUGGUGUCGCGCUACCGCGACUUGGAGCACAAGUACCAGCACCUGGCCCAGCUCGCCAGCAACCAGAGUGCGCUCAUCGUGCAGCUGGAGGAGCACUGUCGCAGGACGCAUGGCGGCGGUGGCUUCGGAGGAGAGAGGGAGAGGGAGCGGGAGAGGGUGGACAGGGACAGGGACAGGGAGAGCAGGGACAGGGACAGAGAGAGGGAGAGGGAGAGGACUUUGGCACGGUCCAGAUACCCACUGCAGCCUCCUCCGCAGCAGCCUGCAGUGAUGCCUCAGCAUCCUCCUCAGCGCCCCCAGCCCCAGGCUCCGGCUAAGCCUUACCAUCCGCCUACGUACACGCGAAACGGCAACGGCAACAUCAACCAGAUCACCAACGAGAUACAGAGCGACCAGAACUCGAAGGCGCUGCUGCAACCGCUGCCUACGAUGCCGUACGGGACCCACAGCUCGUCCACGACAGACAAACCCUCUGGGCCCUUCAAGGACUGUCUGCACGCGCUGGAGGACGGCCACGCCACCAGUGGAAUGUACCUGGUGAAGCCGGAGAACGCCAACCGCCUCAUGCAGGUGUGGUGCGACCAGAGGCACGACCCAGGUGGCUGGACCGUGAUCCAGAGGCGCCUGGAUGGAUCCGUCAACUUUUUCAGAAACUGGGACACGUACAAGCAAGGGUUUGGGAACAUUGAUGGCGAGUACUGGCUGGGGCUGGAGAACAUCUACUGGCUGACCAAUCAGGGCAACUACAAGCUGCUGGUGACGCUGGAGGACUGGUCGGGCCGCAAGACCUUCGCAGAGUACGCCAGCUUCCGCCUGGAGCCCGAGACCGAGUUCUACAAGCUGAAGGUGGGGCGCUACCAUGGCAACGCCGGAGACUCCCUCACCUGGCACAACGGCAAGCAGUUCACCACGCUCGACAGGGACCACGACAUGUAUACAGGUAACUGUGCCCACUACCAGAAGGGAGGCUGGUGGUACAACGCCUGUGCCCACUCCAACCUGAACGGCGUGUGGUACAGAGGAGGCCACUACCGCAGCCGCUACCAGGACGGCGUGUACUGGGCAGAGUUCCGGGGCGGAGCCUACUCCCUGAAGAAGGUUACCAUGAUGAUUCGGCCUAAUCCAAACACGUUCCACUAGAACCGCCCCUACCAUGUGACUGCCGUUAGGACAACAACAGAAAUGCAUACUAAGAGCUUCAGGCCUGAAAAGGUUUUCUUGUUUCUUUCUUUCUCUCUCUCAUCUCUCAUCUCAGAAAAAAAACAAGUGCAAUUACACUAAGUUAAAUGUCAUUUUUAAUUAUUGUUUUUUGUUUAUUUUUGUUAUGUUUUGUUUUGUUUAUUACCUUCAACCAUAUGCAUUCAUACACAGUACAGUAUAUUACAAUGGUACGGCUUAAAAACAUAUGAAAGGACAUCAGCUCCUUCUGGACACCUCUGUGGGGACUGGACAUUCCAGAGCUGGUCAGGAGGCGCAGGGACUCAUGGAGCUUCUAUUUUUUUCAUCAUUUUUUCUUUUUCUUUUUUUUUCUUUUGGUUCUGGACUAUUGGACGGGUAAGCCCGCAGUCGUUUUGAAGAGAUUUCGGUGGAGCAGACAUAAAAAGCAGUGGAAAACAGGAGACUGAGGCGGCCUACGGUAACUCCGUCUGUCAGGCCUGGGUUUUUGCGGGCCGCCCCACGGAGAAACGCAGUUUCCACAUGUGGUGGUGAUGGCACGACAAGGGGGAGAGAGCCACUGGUUUCCUGUGAGGAGGGGGAAAUACCCAGUCGGCCGGCCGCAGAAACUGGGCCCAUGCUCACCAUUGCUUUUGACCGUGAUACACAAGAGAGAAGGGGGAAAGGGUUUCGCAAUUCAUCCCAUCGUGAAUCACGUUUUUUUUUUUUUUGGGGGGGGGGGUUCUUGUUUUUUUUGUUGCGGUUGUUUAUUUGUUCUCAUCUGUAUCACCAUCUGUGCAAAGAUCUAUUAAUGUGAUGUAUGUGAUGUAGUAUGUUUAUAUGGUGGUGUAAUGCCCUAGAUAUGUCGUCAUGCAGUUAAUCUCAACCCCUCCACACGUGGUGCAGUUUCAGGGUCUUUGUUGAAGCACGUCCGUACACAUCAUAAAGGUACAGUACAUCCACCAGAGAUCAGCCCAGCAUUCAUACCAGCUAUUACAAUGCUAUUUUUACAUUACAUUACACGUACCAGACGCUUUUAUCCAAAGCGCCUCACAGGGCAUUAGUUACAGUCCCUGAACCAAUGUGGGGUUAGGUGCCUUGCUCAAGGGCACUUCAGCUAUGGACAGUGUGGGAUUUGAACCUGCAAGCCUCUGAUUCAAAGACCACCUUCCUAGCCAUUAUGUCAGGGCCGCCACACUAUUUUUUGCCAUAUUCCCACAUGACACGGCUUCAUGGCUUCUCAAGAUUAAAGGAAAUUUGUCACUUUCAUUUAUCAUUCAUUUCAAUAUGCUGACCAGGAUGAAUAAAACGAAUUUGAACAAUAAAAACAAUUUUAAUAACACCAGUUGCAACAUAUUACAUAAUUCAUACCUUGUUAUCAGGUACAGACUAAGGAUGCACUACCAAAACAAACUCUCUAUUGUUCAUCUCUACUGCUACUUAUCUUAUCUUCACGGUAACUAAAAAUCAUUAUUUCAAAUACACACCCUUAUGCCAAAGCUAUACAAUGUGUAAUGCUGCAGAGUCUGUAAACUAGUCAUUGCAGAGGGUUCAUUUACUUCUGAUGUCUAUGUUUGUUUCAAGCAGCCAAUUUGGAAAAUCAACAUCAAGCGUGGUUGCAUGUCUCACCCAAACACAUUAAUCAGGACACUACCCCCCCAACAGUAUCCAAUCUCCACCAAAAUUAUCCCAUAUGCUCAACAGCGCUGACACGAGGCAGAUGGUUUGAUUCAGUGCAGUGGAGCGAAGUAGCAAGGGUGUGUGUCUUCUUACGGCCAGCCUCGGAGUCACAGUUCACAACACUUUGUGAUGCAGAGAUCAACUUUGUCCUCUAUGCUUAAAGCAAGUGCGCUGUCCCUCCAUGAUUGACGAUGUGAUACAUCAUGUUUUUAAAUCAACAGCGUCUAGAAGUUGUAACAUGUUGUUUUUGUGCUCCAUUGCAAUGAAUAUUUUUGACAGAAAGUUUGGUGGAUAGUUAGCAGCUAGCUCUGUAUGCAACUAAAGGCAUGUGCUAAGCAACACAAGGAUCCUGUGGUUACAGCAAUUUAGCAUUCAACACCACAUAUGUUUUAGAAAAAAAUAAUGAUUUGGCACCACUGGAAAAGGCACAAGAUAUUUCCAAACGAUUACCACAAAUUCCACAGAAAUCAAAAAAAGAAUGUGGUAAGUACAACUGCUCUAUUCAGUUCAUUUCAUGACUAGACAUGUCCUAAAAGGUCAUGCCAGGGCAUCUCAUAAUUUUACCAAAAAAUUAUAGUAAACAACAUUCACCUGCGCUGACGAGAUUGCAGCGAACACUUGAAUCACUGUUGUUUUGUUUUAUAAACGAGGGGCACACUGCGCUGGGGCAUGUGCUUUACCUAGACAAAACAUCUUUGGAGGGCUAUUUGAAAACAAUUACAAUGACGUAACAACAGGAGGUGGACAAACACAUAACACACACACACAAACACAAACACACACACACACACACACACACACACACACACACACACACACACACACACACACACACACACACACACACACACACACACACACACACACACACACACACACAGGAACAGACAUCAAAGCUGUCACACACACAAACAUAAUGCAUUGUCAGAAACUUGUUUUAGAAAAAAUCCUCAACAUAUGUCUCAUGUCCUGAACUUCCCUUCGAGAAGCAUCGAAACAACAAAUCCACAACCCACGAGAAUAACUCUGAAAACCACAAUCAUGCCAGGGAAGAAUUCGAAACGAGAGCAACAGACUAUUUAACCUGCGCCUCUAUGAUCGACACAUCACAUACGCUUCCAGCCUUCAAAUCCUUAUUCGGGCCCCAUGAAGUCAAAGUGCUGACUGCAUGAAGGAUUACAUUCUGUUUUCCCAUGUCAUACUUUCAUUUCGUGACUGCACAUCAGUCACGCUGUCCUAACUGUCUCUACAUAUGACAUGCCAUUUGUCAACAUCUUUGAUUCAUCCAACAGCUUUUCUUACAGUGGCAACCUGAAAAACAAUCC